Triticum aestivum (bread wheat) is the source of this 2249-nucleotide messenger RNA. RefSeq lists its product as uncharacterized. Gene Ontology annotation, molecular function: protein binding. Lineage: Eukaryota; Viridiplantae; Streptophyta; Magnoliopsida; Poales; Poaceae. Bases 58 to 1305 code for a protein of 415 amino acids. The transcript has 2 exons. The record is from RefSeq and is a predicted model, not a curated record.
CUCCAGCAGAAACGGAAAAUCAAUCCGCUCCUCCGUUCCCCACUCCACUCCACCACAAUGGCGUCGCCGGCGGCUCCGCCCUGCAGCCCCGACGCCUCGCCGGCCAUGGAGGCGCAGGCGGCCCUCCCGGACCACCUGACGGAGGACAUCCUCCUCCGCCUCACCACGGCCGCCGACCUCGCCCGCGCCUCCAUGGCCGGGCCCUCCCUCCGCCGCGUCGUCGCCGACCACUCCUUCCUCCGUCGCUUCCGCACCCUCCACCCGCCGCCUCUCCUGGGCGUACUCUCCGACCCCUUCCUCCCAGCCCAGCCGCCCCACCCCUCCGCCGCCGCCGCCCGAACCCUCGCCGGCACCGACUUCUCCUGCUCCUUCCUCCCCUCCCGCGACCAGCCCUGGAUUCUCCACGACUUCCGCGACGGCCGCGCCCUCCUCUGCAUCGCCCCUAUCACCGACGACCACUGCCUGGUGAGGGACGUCGCCGUCUGCGACCCGCUGCACCGGCGCUACCUCCUGCUACCCCCCGUCCCCCAGGACCUGUCCGAUCUGCUCUUUCACCUGGAUCCUUUCCUUGCUCCCGCCGGCGGGGACGAGGGCGCUGAUGACACUGCUGCGGGCGCUCCCUCAAGAUUCAAAGUCAUGUGCUUGGCCCAGUACCAGACCCGCUUGGUCCUCUACGUCCACUCUUCGUCAGGUCCCCAUGCCGGACAAUGGCGCGCCGUCGCAUUUGAUGGCUGGACCGCCCUCCUCGCAGGAGUCAGUGUCCAUGUGCUGUCCGCUGUUACGGUCGGAAAGCGCUACUACGCGCACGGGUGCUUCUGUUGGGUGGUAUGUGCGAUGGACAAGUUGCUCAUGCUCGACACGGCCACCACGGAGUUCUCAACCGUCGACCUUCCGUCUGAUCUCAUGAAUCACGAGCUGGCCUUCGUGGAAGCAAGCCAAGGGAGGCUUGGGAUGUUCGCUCUCAGCCAAACUCCCACACACCGCGUGCCUCGCCUCCGGUAUUCCAUUUUGGUUAGCACUGGGGACGACGACCCAGGGCAGUGGCAAAAGAAAAAGGUGGUCAAAUUGUCCCAUGAUCACCGCUAUCGGAUCAUUGGUGUAGCUGGGGUGUACCUGCUCCUGUAUGUGGUUACAGACGACCCGGAACCGUACCAUCCGGAUAAAGUGCCGGACCCGGGCUGCUGCUUUUCACUGAAUCUUCACACUAUGGAUCUUGAGCGCUUCUCUCGGAAUAGUGACAUAAUGCCAUUGCAGGACCAACUGUAUUCGGGCUUCCCGCCAUACUUGUCUCCACCAACCAUUUGAAACGGGCUUAAUCUGCUGGGUAGAGGACCAAUUGACUCCAUUUGGAUUGUUGGUGACUUGAUCCAUCUGAUAUCAUAUAAGGCAGUGCCAAGCCCGGUAUUUGACGGAGUGCCUACCAGCAGCAGCAGCAGCAGCAGCCGUGAUUAAGUUGCUUGGUUCCUCUUGAUUUGGUGGACUGGAUGGAACCAUGUGUGUAUAUAUGUAUGCACAUCGUGUUAACUUGUAUGUCUCAUUUCAUCUUGACGCUCGGUAAUGCACUACAUUGUACUCAUGGACCACAUCAGGGAGAAGAAAUCUUCAUUCUUUCUCCUUUUUGCGGGCAAGGAGGCCUCUUCCUUCGCCUGCGCCUAUUGCUAUUGAUAAGAAUACGAAGUUUAUAGACUGGACCACAUGAGUAACGAGUUGGAGUAAAUGUUGAUUCUAAAGAAAUACAGAGCUUCUUUUUGCUACACGGACUAGUUGGUUUCCGAUCACAAACCAUCAUUGGAUUGCAUAUGGCACUUAUUUUGCGCCCGGCGAGAAAAGAUGGAUGACACACACACACACACACACACACACACACACACACACACACACACACACUUGCCUGUUCUCCAUGUGUCUUUGUUUCAUUCGUGGCCUUAUGUCUUCAAACAAUCUCUUCUUGAUAUGUUGGAUUUGAUUAAUUAGAGAAGGUCAUGUUUGGGACUGCUCCACCCCACCAAAAUCAGCUCCAUCAAAAUUGGUUUAUGACACUAGUUAUUUGCUCCUCUUGUUGUUUGCUGGACAAGGCUGCUAUCUGGGAGCACAUCUAGGUGAAGUGAAAAAUUGUAGAUCAGAUGUUCUCUUUUGAGUAAUGUAGUAACCCCUUAUACAUAUUUUUCUUUGUUAAACUGGUCACUACUCGCUGCAGAUUCAGUUGUAGCAAGUAAAAGUGGCAAUCUGCUAGUUGUUUACUGUGCAGC